This is a messenger RNA of Erythranthe guttata (spotted monkey flower), 2501 nucleotides long. The record is from RefSeq and is a predicted model, not a curated record. Lineage: Eukaryota; Viridiplantae; Streptophyta; Magnoliopsida; Lamiales; Phrymaceae.
CGUGACCUUGUUGGGGGUCACCGUCAAUGGAGAAAGGACACGAGUCGCCUUGCUUCUACUGAUAAACUGUGCACCGGUGGGUAACUUUAGUAAGAGAACAUUCUUUCGGCAUGCACCAAUUUCUCUCUCUGCUCAGUUUGUUACACUGCACGGCCUCUGCACGACUGCACAUAUACAUACAGUAUACAUACACCACCAAAUCUCUCUCUCUCUCUCUCUCUCUCUCGGUAGUGUGUGUGUAUAUAUAUAUAUAGUGGUGUUGCGCAGCUAUGGCUCUCAAAUUUCUCAAACAAUCGGAAAAAAAUGUUUUACUCUCACCAGCUUCUAGCUCGAAAAGCUCCGCUCGGCCAAAUAUGGAUGGCUGCAACGAUGCAUGCAAAAAUCCAUCGGAGAAAGCUAGACAAGCUUAACAUUAUCAAGAUCUGUGAAGAGAUAUUGAAUCCCUCGGUUCCCAUGGCUCUCAGACUUUCCGGAAUUCUCAUGGGUGGAGUUGUAAUUGUUUAUGAAAGAAAAGUGAAACUCCUCUACGAUGAUGUUAAUCGUCUGCUGGUGGAGAUAAAUGAAGCUUGGAAAGUUAAGUCUGAUCCAUCAGAUCCAACUAGACUUCCCAAGGGCAAAUCUCAAGCCAAAUAUGAAUCUAUUACACUGCCACCUAAUCGCAACGAAGACUUGGGGGAGAUUGAAGAGUCUGUGCCAUAUUCUAAGGGAACUGUCAUGAUGGAUUUUCAACAGACCUCAUAUAUUGCCAUGAGGUUGGAUACUGUGGAUGACACCUAUUUAAAUCCAAACCUUGAGGGUGAUUUAAAUCAUGACUACCAUCAAGCUGAUGCUGACAAUAUUACCUUGGUUGAUAAUUAUGAUUCAUUCCGGGCUGAUACCACUACAUUCAAUCGCUUUGAAAGGUUUGAUAUUGAAGGGGAUGAUGGGACACAAAUGAAUUACACUCCGCCUGAACAGACUGAGAUCCCUAGUCUCAUACCGUCGCCACCUCGUCAAGAGGAGCACCAAAAAUAUGAUGAAAUCCAGGAACAACAUCCCGAAGAACAAGUCAAGCAGCAGUCUAAUGAAGCCGAGGAAGCUAAACUGGAACAAGUGAGGCGAAAGCUUGCUCGAAAAAGAACAAAAACACCUGCAGCUUUAGCAAUGGACUAUGAACAAAAUAUCAUUCCUGGUCAUAUUUAUCAAUCUUGGCUGCAGGAUACUUCUGACAUCAUGUCAAACAGAAGAGGGAAAAGAAAGCCCAAGGAUGCUUGGUCCGUGUUGAAGAUAUCAACUAAAAUGGAACUUCCUUCUGUUGUGCUGAUGGAGAAGUUAAUUGCUAUUGGAAAUGGACGAAUCGAAUAUCCAGCACCCCUUUUGGAUAUGUGGAAGAAAUGUACCCGACUUCCACACGAUUCACCAUCUGUUCGAUCCGCUGAGCGUCAGCCACAAGAACCAUCAUCAUCAUCUCCACCAGAAAGAAUGCAUUUUAUGGAACCCAUGGGAGAUCCUUUCGAAGAAUUCCAGAGUAGAGUUGACUCCUUAUCAAUGGGAGUUUCAAUUGAGAAGCAGAGAGCAAAUACACACAACAAUGAGAUGCCACCAGAGAUCUUGAUGAAGGAGUUGAGGAACAACCUUAGAAACAAUGGCUUAGGAUCGAAAGAGGUCAAUGGAGUGAGUGACUCUAAAACCAAUCUGAUGGCUACCCCGGGAAAUUCUGAUGAUGAAAUUAGGUCAAUCCCCAGCUCAGGAUCUGGACAUGGUUUUUUCUCGCACAACUCAGAAGUCAACGCAGGAUUGUCCGGCAAAAAGAGACCCUAUUCUGCUUCUAAGAACAGCGGAAACGGCCUCGAGCCAGUGGCGGAGGAGCUUUCAUGGCAGCAUUCAGAUCCAAGCUUUAAGUUAGCUAAAUUAUCCAAAAAAGGGCCAACACCAGAUCAUGAUCUUAUGGUGGAAACUGGACCGACACAAACGCAAAAGCGUCCGGUCACAAAUCAGCCACUUGAUCCCAUAACAGAUUCUAUCAGAAUGCACUUGAAGACGCACUUCGAAACACCAGGAUCUGCAAAAGAAGAAUCUCUAAACCAACUGGCUUUCGGGAUGAACAAAAAGAGAGCAGCAUCGCUAUUCUACCAGACCUGCGUUCUUGCUACACGAGACUGCAUAAAAGUCGAACAAAGGCUACCGUACGGCGAUAUACUAAUCUCCCAAGGUGCGAAGAUGUGAAAGAGAAACAGAGUUAAUGCAUAUAUUACAGAGUAAUCCCUUCUUUAGAAGUUAAUCAUUUUCAAAUUUUCAGUAAUUGAACUCCCAUUAUAUAGGAUUCCAAGCUAAUAUUAUUUGUUACUCUGACUUGUGAUUUGAAUUUAGUUCUAAUAUAUGGAGGUACCAAAGUCUAAUUAAUAUUCGUGUAAAUAAAAUGAUGUAGUUAAAUUGUGUGGUGUGACAUUAGAUUGGGUACUAGAGCUAAUGCAUUUAGUACAAUAGAGUUAUAGACGUCUCGACAAACCAUAACCAUUAGA